GAGUGCCACAGCCUGCUUCCGGUGUCUGUGAAUCCUUCCCGAUUCCUUCUCCUUCCUCACUCCUGGCAUCACGAAAUAGUCUGCAACACCUGCUUGCACAGGGCCUAGAUCUAGAUUAGCUCUAUAUAAACAAAUCAUUGCACAAUUAGAGUGUACAACAUUUUGAGAGAUGGAUACAAGUAUCACCAUCAACAAAGACAAGCCAGCUCUGGCUGCUGUCUUAGUUGCUGAGUAUUUGACCUCCAACAAACUCACAGUCAAGUGGACCUUUGGUGAUGCUAACAAUCUGAAAGUCAAUAAGGAGGUGGCUUUUUUCAACUCAGCUUCAAUUUUGCGAUUUCUGGGACGUUCUUAUCCAAGCCUGAAUCUGUACGGCCAAGAUGCUCUUCAGAAGACCGAGGUGGACCACUGGCUCAACUUUGCGUACGGUCAGCUGUCCAGCACUACUGAUUACAAGAAUGCUGUUACUUACCUGGAUCAAGUCCUAAGACCAGCUACUUUUCUGGUUGGGCAGUCACUUACUCUUGCUGACUUUGCUGUGUGGGAAGUAUUACACCAAAACAGCCAGUGGCAGUCAUCUAAGGCUGCAGGUGAUGCUCCUGCCAAUGUGCUUCGUUUUUAUUCUCAUUUGACUUCUCAGAAAAUCUUUGGGGACGUGGCUGCUAAGUUUCCUGGAGCAGCAGUGAAAGAGAAGAAGGGCAGGACAGCUGAGCCCAAUAUCAAGAAGGAUGAAGGAAAGUUUGUGGAGUUGCCUGGUGCAGAGAUAGGGAAAGUUGUUGUGCGCUUUCCUCCCGAAGCCAGUGGGUACUUGCACGUCGGUCAUGCCAAGGCUGCACUUCUGAACCAGUACUACCGAGACACUUUCAAGGGAACCCUCAUUAUGCGUUUUGAUGAUACAAAUCCUGCCAAGGAAAAUGCAGAGUUUGAGAAGGUGAUCUUGAAAGAUUUGGAGAUGCUGGGCGUCAGCUAUGACAGGUUCAGCCAUACCUCUGAUCAUUUUGACUCUCUUUUGGGCUUCUGUGAGCACAUGUUGCGUGAUGGAACAGCUUAUGUUGAUGACACCGAGCCAGAGGUCAUGAAGAAAGAGAGGGAGGAGAGGGCGGAGUCUAAAAACAGAAGUAAUGAUGUUGCCAAAAAUCUUGCAAUGUGGGAGCAGAUGAAGAAGGGAACUGAGCAAGGCCAGAAGUGUUGUGUGAGAGCCAAGCUGAACAUGCAGUCUGACAAUGGCUGUAUGAGGGACCCAACGAUGUAUCGCUGCAAGAAUGAGUCCCAUGUCAGGACUGGCACCAAGUACAAGGUUUACCCAACCUACGAUUUUGCCUGCCCCAUAGUGGACAGUGUAGAGGGUGUCACUCAUGCUCUGCGUACCACAGAGUACCACGACAGAGAUGACCAGUAUUUCUGGUUCCUGGAAGCUCUUGGUUUGCGCAAGCCACAUAUCUAUGAGUACAGUCGGCUCAACUUGCAGAACACUGUGAUGUCGAAACGAAAGCUGACAUGGUUUGUUGCUGAGGGCCUUGUUGAGGGAUGGGAUGACCCCAGGUUCCCCACUGUACGUGGAGUUUUGAGAAGAGGAAUGACUGUGGAAGGUCUGAAGCAGUUCAUUAUCACACAGGGUUCCUCUCGAUCUGUGAAUAUGAUGGAAUGGGACAAGAUUUGGGCUUACAACAAGAAGGUGAUUGAUCCUGUGGUUCCUCGGUUCACUGCUCUUUUGGAGGCUGAUGUUGUCCAGGUGAACAUUGCUGGAGCAAAAGUGGAGUCAAAGGAUGUGGCCAAACAUCCAAAGAAUGCAGACAUUGGAAACAAAAAAGUGUGGUAUGGACCCAGAAUCUUCAUUGAUGGGGCUGACGCACUGGUGAUGAAAGAGGGAGAGGUUGUCACGUUCAUCAACUGGGGCAAUAUUGUGAUCAAGAAAAUAAACAAGGAUUCAAGUGGCAAAAUCUCCUCCAUCGAUGCUGAGUUGAAUCUCGAGAACACGGAUUAUAAGAAAACUCAAAAGAUCACAUGGUUAGCGGAGGCGGAGAAAGGGCCAUUCAUCCCAACGGUGUGCCUUCAGUAUGAUCACAUCAUUUCGAAGGGAGUUCUGGCCAAGGAUGAGGAUUUCAAACAGUACAUCAACAUGGACUCUAAGGCUGAAGAGGUGAUGCUUGGUGAUCCUUGCCUUGCUGAUUUGAAGAAAGGUGACAUUGUGCAGCUGCAGAGAAGAGGGUACUACAUCUGUGACCAGCCUUAUGUUCCAGUCAGUCCUCACACUGGCAGAGCCAGCCCCUGUGUUAUGAUCAACAUCCCUGAUGGACAUCAGAAGGAAAUGCCUAAAGGAGGAUCCAAGCAUAAGGAGUCCAGCCAGAAAGAGGCUGCUCAAAGCAGGAAAGGCAAGGCAGCUGAGAAGUCUCCCCAGGAGGAACAAGCCCCUGCCUCAGCCAGUUUCUCCGGUGCCAUUGACCUCAACAAUCAGAUUGUGGCACAGGGAGAUGUUGUGAGGAAACUCAAGGCUGAUAAGGCUAACAAGGACCAGGUUGAUUCUGCUGUCAAGGUACUUCUUGCCCUCAAGGCUGACUUCAAGGCCAAGACUGGCAAGGACUGGAAACCCGACAUAAUGUCUGGUGCUGGUGGUGAUGGAAAGAAAGUGAAGGAACUGAACGACGCCAUCACCACACAGGGAAACAAGAUCCGUGACCUGAAGUCGGAAAAGGCUGACAAGGCUAGUAUUGAGGCAGAAGUGAAAAAGCUCUUGAGUCUGAAAGCUGAAUUCAAAACCGCGAGUGGCAAGGACUGGAAACCUGGCAUGACCUUUUCGGAGGUCGCACCGGCUCAGGCAGCCACAGCACCAGCUGGGAAGCAGGCAGGUUCUGCCGCUGCAGAGUUGGAUGCCAAGAUAGUUGCUCAGGGGAACAAAGUGAGAGAGCUAAAGAGCGCCUAAAGACAAAGGAGCAAAAGACAAAAAAGGUGCAUCUGGAGAUGCUGCGGAUGAUGGCAAAAGAGAGGUGAAGAAGGUGACAAGACUUGGACUAGAGGCUCUCAAGGAAGAGAACUUGUCAGACUGGUAUUCUCAAGUGAUUACUAAGUCUGAACUGAUCGAGUACUAUGAUGUCAGCGGCUGCUACAUCCUCCGCCCAUGGUCUUUUGCCAUCUGGGAAACCAUCAAGGACCAAUUUGACACUGCCAUCAAAGAGAUGGGAGUAGAGAAUUGCUAUUUCCCCAUCUUUGUCUCUCAUAGUGCCUUGGAGAGAGAGAAGACCCAUAUAGAAGACUUUGCUCCUGAGGUCGCUUGGGUCACAAAGUCUGGACAAUCUGAACUUGCCGAGCCAAUUGCCAUCCGCCCCACCAGUGAAACAGUCAUGUAUCCGUCAUACGCAAAGUGGAUCAAGUCUCACCGAGAUCUUCCCCUCAGGCUCAACCAGUGGUGCAAUGUUGUUAGAUGGGAGUUCAAACAUCCACAGCCAUUCCUCCGAACUCGCGAGUUUUUGUGGCAGGAAGGCCACACAGCAUGGGCUGACAAGGCUUCAGCUGAAGAAGAGGUGUAUGCUAUUCUGGAGGAGUAUGCCAGAGUUUAUGAGGAGCUUCUUGCUAUACCCGUUGUACGUGGAAGGAAAACGGAGAAAGAAAAGUUUGCUGGAGGUGAUUUCACCACAACAGUAGAGGCAUACAUUGCUGCCAGUGGAAGGGCGAUUCAAGGUGCAACAUCACAUCAUUUAGGCCAAAACUUCUCCAAGAUGUUUGAGAUUGUGUUUGAAGACCCAGAGACGCAGCAGAAGCAGUAUGUUUACCAGAACAGUUGGGGUCUGACCACAAGGACCAUCGGUGUGCUGGCCAUGGUGCACGGAGACAACACUGGUUUGCUGCUGCCACCCCGUGUGGCCACUUUGCAGACCGUUAUUGUCCCAUGUGGUGUGACAGCUUCCAUGUCAGAGGCAGAUGCUAACCAGCUCUACGACAAGUGCUCAGAGGUGGCAAAGUCUCUCAAAGCAGCAGGGAUUCGCUCAAAGGCAGAUGUUCGAGACAACUACUCCCCGGGAUGGAAAUUCAAUCAUUGGGAAUUGAAGGGUGUUCCAGUGAGGAUUGAACUGGGACCACGUGAUCUCAAGCAGAACCAAGUUGUGGCUGUGAGGAGAGACUCAGGGGAGAAGAUCACCAUCUCUCUGGACAACCUUGCAGAUUCUCUAAAGAAGCUCAUGGAAACCAUGCAGGAUUCUCUGUUCAGCAAGGCAAAGAAGGAGCUUGAUGAGCAUUUGGCGGUGAGCCAUGACUGGAAUGACUUCUGUGAUCAGCUGGAUGCCAAGAAAUUGAUUCAAGCCCCAUUCUGUGGAGAACCACCCUGUGAAGACAAGAUCAAGAAAGACAGUGCCAGAGAUGCUGUUGUGGAGGAAGGAGCCCCAGCCAUGGGAGCUAAAGGUCUGUGUAUACCUUUCAAGCAGCCACAAGAGCUGAAGGCUAGCACCAAAUGCAUCAUGCCUGGAUGUUGCAAAGCACCCAAGUACUACACCAUGUUUGGCCGCAGUUAUUAAUUUCUUUGUUACUUGCUCACUGUUACUGUUACUAAGUUCAGCAUCUCAUUAUGGUUGAAAGUAACCAAGUGUCUUGUUUUUAACUUUUGCCCUUUAGUUUUGAUUUGGUUGUGGAACAUGGUUUUUUUUCUUUUUCUUUUCUGGUAUCUGUUUUGUCUUGUUCUUACCCCACCAAUUUACACAACGGUUGAUUUGAAGACUUCAUAAAAUAAGCAAUGAUUUUUUAAGUCAUGACGAUAAAGAUAAUUGGGUUUGAAACAAUUCUCCAUUCAAGAGAAAGUUUAUUCUUUUCGGCUCCAUCUUUUUUUUUAUCUGGUCUUCACUCCCUUUUUCUAUUGCAAUAGUAAGCUUAAGUUAAUUUUUAGUGCUGAGCAUGUAUUUUGUAACAUGCUGCUUUCCUUUGUUAGUGUUAGUUGUGUAGGCCUACAUGGUCCAUUUGUUAUAAACAACAUUGCUGCUCUCUGCAUGUUAAAACCACACAGUUCGUGUUGUCAUGAAUUGAGGAUAGUGCAAGCGAAAAUGCUUGGUAUCCUUUUCACUUUGUUACAGAAAGCGUAAUAAAAUGAAACUGUCAUUGCUUGUUUUAUUUAAAACCUUUGUUUUCUAGGAUACAUAAAUGAAUACUCUUUAUCAAUAAAAAUGAAUUGCACAAACUCAAGAUUGAUAUUGGAAAUUUCAGCUUGCAUCUCUAGCACAAGCAGUUUUCAAUGAGGGCUAAACAAUAAAUGAAUUGUCUGGUUUCUGUUUUUGGGAUCUCUGAUGUUUACCUACAUUUUGCUGCAGAAGGUUGAAUGCAGGUUAGAUGCUUUAUGUUUGUUUUAUUUGUUCGUGUACUUAAAAUAUUUCACUUUGACUUCUUUAAAUUAUGAAUAGAUAGCUCUUGAUCACUCUUUGUUUCAAAUAAACCAUGUCAAACAUCUAAA
This is a messenger RNA of Aplysia californica (California sea hare), 5428 nucleotides long. Its product is annotated as bifunctional glutamate/proline--tRNA ligase. Gene Ontology annotation, cellular component: aminoacyl-tRNA synthetase multienzyme complex; cytoplasm. NCBI's taxonomy places the organism in Eukaryota, Metazoa, Mollusca, Gastropoda, Aplysiida, Aplysiidae. Gene Ontology annotation, biological process: glutamyl-tRNA aminoacylation; translation; prolyl-tRNA aminoacylation. The record is from RefSeq and is a predicted model, not a curated record. Gene Ontology annotation, molecular function: ATP binding; glutamate-tRNA ligase activity; proline-tRNA ligase activity.